Messenger RNA from Dictyostelium discoideum AX4, 1389 nucleotides. Its product is annotated as FNIP repeat-containing protein. The transcript has a single exon. NCBI's taxonomy places the organism in Eukaryota, Evosea, Eumycetozoa, Dictyosteliales, Dictyosteliaceae. The record is from RefSeq and is a predicted model, not a curated record. The coding region runs from base 1 to 1389 and encodes 462 amino acids.
AUGGAAAAUAGUCACAAAGAAGAUAAAGGAGAGAAAGAAGAAGAAAAAGAAAAAGAAGAACAAAAACAAAAUUCAUUAUUUUAUAAAGUUUGGGGUAAUAUAGUGAUUUUUAAAAAUAUAUUUAGAUUUGUUAGAUUAUAUAAAAAGAAUGAAAAGGUAGUUUUUAAAAGUAAGAAAGAAUUAUUAGAAUAUCCAGAAAGAGAAUUUAUUCAAUUUUUAGUUUACACAAGUAAUGAGUUAUUAGAAGUUGGUGAUUUACCAAUUGGUUGUGUAUUAAAAGAUGUAGAGUUAACAAGCUAUAUUCAUACAAAUAUAGAUGGAAGUAAAAUACCAUUUGGUGUUGAGAAAUUAGAAUUCUUAUGGUCAGGUAAUAAUACUAGUAUACCAAGAACUCAAAUUUCAACAUUCCCAUCUUCAUUAAAAACUAUAAAUGGAAUUUUCCUUGGAAAAAAUAAAUAUAAAAAAAAACAACAAGAAGAAAAAGAGCAAGAAAAAGAAAAAGAGCAAGAAGGAAAAGAGCAAGAGGAAGAAAAUUGUUGUUUUAUAAUUCCAUCAAAUAUUAAUACAGUUUAUUUUAAUGACUCACCAAAUAUUUCAGGAGUUGAUAAAGGUAGGGGAUAUGUGAUUUUAUCAAAGGGGUUAAAAGAUAUAAGUUUCGAUUGUUAUUGGGAAAAUGAUGAUGUGUGUUUAAGAAAAGGUGAUUUUCCAGAUGGAAUUGAAAUUUUAACAAUGUCAGGCUACCCAUUAAAAAAUAUAACAAGUGAUGGGAUUUUGCCAAAUUCAAUUAAGGAUUUAUCAAUGUCCUAUGGUAGAAGUACAUAUAGAAGUGAUGGUGAUAAUGUUAAUAAAGAGCCUGGCAAAUUCGAUGUUUUGCCAAUGGCUAUUGAGAAACUUUAUAUUAAUCAUCAUUGUGAUAUUAAAAAAGAUUCAUUAUUAAAUACAUUAACAUCAUUAAAAGAAUUAAGAAUUUGUAAUUGUGAAUGGAAUGAAUUGUUGAUUGAGGCAGGUGCAUUACCACCGAAUAUUACCACUCUUUCACUUGAGGGUUUUAAAAGUAAGCUUGGAGUUGGUGUUAUACCAAUCGGUGUAAAACAUCUUGAAUUGUCAAUUAGUUCUUCAGAUAUUGAUUCAAAUUCAAUUCCAUCAACUGUUGAAUCACUCUCAAUUGAUAGUUUUAUCACUCAGCCUGAAAUAUUCCCACCUUCAUUAACUCAUUUAACAUAUGGUCAAACUUUUGAUGAUGAUGAUGAUGGUGGUACACUCGAUGAUAUUCAAUUCAAUAUAUCAUUAUUACCAAAAUCAAUUACAUCACUUUCAUUACACCCAUCAUUUAAAGAUUUAAAUAUAACUUUCCCUCCUUCAAUCACUAAAAUUGAAUAUAAAAAAUAA